Molecule: messenger RNA, 4227 nt
Organism: Nerophis ophidion (straightnose pipefish)
Lineage: Eukaryota; Metazoa; Chordata; Actinopteri; Syngnathiformes; Syngnathidae
Gene: bmp2k
Product: BMP2 inducible kinase
Exons: 16
Coding region: 546-3509 (987 amino acids)
Biological process (GO): protein phosphorylation
Molecular function (GO): protein kinase activity; ATP binding
Source: RefSeq, a predicted model, not a curated record
UCGACUCAAUCGUUGCCAAGUUGAGCCAAGAUGGCAGAAGGGAAGCGAGGCGGAGACGCAGCGGACGAAUCCUGAGGCCCAACCCGAGGAGGAGCCCUCUAACGCCGCCCCGACUGCUUCACCUGCUUUCUCGCGGCGGAAGUAGCCUGCUAGCUCGCUCGUUAGCCUGCUAGCUUGAGCCGAGCUUGCGCGCGCGUGGAAGACGAGCACUCCGCGGCCACUUCGGAGGUCGGCUCAGCCUCGGCGGCACUUUGUCCGGCUUUUUCUGCCUUUUUUGCUGUCUGAACUGCGGCAACUCGUUUGUCCAUCCCCCGCCCGGGUUUGCGGGGCGAGCCAGAUGUGUCAAAGCAGCUAAGCAGCCGCCUGCUUGUGUCCCCGCCAAGGUGGACGCUAUCGCCCGCACGACCUGAGCCGCGUCCUGGGGGAGGGAGGGAGGGAGGGGGGCGUGUGGUCCUCACCGGAGGCUCCAUGCGGGGGGAGAGAAGAUAGGAAGAAGACACCGCUGAAAGUGUUCGACUUGUUUUGGGGGUCUAAAAGGAGAAAAGAUGAAGAAGUUCUCCCGGAUGCCAAAAAGUGAGAGUGCGGGACUCGGCGGCUCUGGCGGCUGCGGCCUCAGCAGCUACUUGGGGAAAGUGUUCGCCGUGGGCCGCUAUCAAGUGACCGUGGAGGAGCUGCUAGCUGAGGGAGGCUUCUCCGUGGUCUUCCUGGCUCGUACGCACAGCGGCGUCCGCUGCGCCCUCAAGAGGAUGUACGUCAACAACGUCCCCGACCUCAACGUCCACAAGCGGGAGAUCACCAUCAUGAAGGAGCUGUCAGGCCAUAAGAACAUUGUGGGCUACCUGGACUCUGCCGUCAACACUGUGUCGGACAGUGUGUGGGAGGUCCUCAUCCUCAUGGAGUAUUGUAAAGCGGGCCAGGUGGUGAAGCAGAUGAACCAGCGGCUGAACGUGGGCUUCAGCGAGGCCGAAGUCUUACACAUCUUCUGUGACACGUGCGAGGCGGUGGCGCGGCUGCACCAGUGCAAGACCCCCAUCAUCCACCGAGACCUCAAGGUGGAGAACAUCCUCCUGAACGACCAGGGCAGUUACGUGCUAUGCGACUUUGGCAGCGCCACACACAAGGUUCUGCAGCCGCAUAAAGAUGGCGUGAGCGCUGUGGAGGACGAGAUAAAAAAGUACACCACGCUGUCCUACCGAGCACCAGAGAUGAUCAACUUGUACGCAGGGAAAGCCAUCACCACUAAGGCUGACAUAUGGGCGCUGGGAUGCUUGUUGUACAAGCUGUGUUUCUUCACGCUUCCGUUCGGGGAGAGUCAGGUGGCCAUCUGCGACGGCACCUUCAUCGUGCCGGACAACUCCAAGUUUUCCCUCAAGCUGCACUGCUUAAUCCGAUACAUGCUGGAGCCGGAGCAGGAGAAGAGACCCGACAUUUACCAAGUGUCCUACUUUGCCUUCCAGUUCGCUGCAAGGGACUGUCCUGUGCCAAACAUCUUUAGCUCCACCAUACCCACCUCGCUGCCCCAGCCCCUCACCGCCAGCCAGGUGGCGGCCAAGAAGAGCACCACCAAAGCAAGGAUACGAGACUCUGUGGGGCCCACAGAAACUUCCAUCGCCCCCAGACAAAGACCCAAGGCGGCCAGCAGCAAUGUCCUGCCGCUAGCCAGCGUCACACCUGUCACUGUGUCACCUGUUACCGUGUCUGCACCUCUCAGCAAUGGUCAGAAAGCUCCCACGCCGGUGUCAGGACAGCCUUCCAUGCCGCAGCAUCGGGUCCUGCAGCAGCUGCAGCCGGGUGACCUGCGCCUGCAGCAGCUGCACCAACACGCCAACGCACAUCAACUCCAAUACCUCCAGUACCAACAGGCUGUGCAACAGUCCAUCCAUCUGCAACAACAGCAGCAGCAGCAGGCUUUUCUUUUUCAGCAGCAGCAGCAGCAGCAGCAGCAGCAGCAGCAGGGUCUUCAUCAUCAGCAUCAUCAGCAUCAGCAUCAGCAGGUGGUUCUUCAGCAGCAGCAGAUGAUGCAAGCCAUGUGUCAGCAGCCGGCUGCUCAGGUCCAGUACGCCGCCAUGCUGCAUCAGUACCAGCAGACCUUCCUCCAGCAGCAAGUCCCCAUGUCCUCCUCCUUGGACCUGCAGCUGUCUGUGGGCCAGGUGGGGGCGCCCUCACCCUCACCCUCCUACACCCAUUCCACUCAUGAAAGGUCCUCGUCCUCGCUCCCCCCCGACAUGUCUUGCUGGAACCCCUUCGGAGAGGACAACUUCUCCCGACUGACCGAGGAGGAGCUGAUCGACCGGGAGUUUGACCUGCUGCGAGCAAAGAAGCCCGAGGACCCGGAGCCCCCCCAGUCCUCCAGACCCCUGCUGGCUGAAGACCUCUUUGGCUCGCCGCCGUUCCUGUCCAACGCAGGUCCUGGCGUUGAGAAUCAGCUGGUGGACAGGAAGAAGAACUUUAAGGCGGGCGAAGAUUCUGAGAGUGACUUUGAGUCGGACCCUCCUUCGCCUAAAAGCAGCGAGGAGGAGGAGGAGCCAGAAGAGGAGGAGGAGCCAGAAGAAGAGGAGGAGACAGAGCCUGAGACCUUGGGCCAACGCCCACUGCUGAUGGAGUCUGAGGACGAGGAAGACGAAGAGAAUUGUGAGCGCAAAGUCCAGAAGGUGUCCAAGAAGGACGCGGGUGUCAAGCGAAGUCGCCCAGGUGGCUUCCAUCAGGAGUUGCUCAGCGCUAGGAAAGCUGCGUCCUCCGUGGACGUUUUUGGAGCGGUUCCCUUCCUGGGUGUGUCCAAGAAGGCAGACAUCUUCGCCCGACAAGCGGACGACUUGGACGUCUUCAUCAAGGCUCCGUUCAGUCGCAACUUGUCCAAGUCCAGCAGGAGUGGGACGGACAACGCCACGGGACAAACCCCGCCCACUUCCCCGGAGAGCAUUGACAUCUUUGGCUUCUCUCCCUUCGAGCCGGGCCCCGCCCCUCCGCCCCCGACCACGUCCCGCAGCGCCGAGGACAUCUUCCGGCCGUCCUUCCAGGACUCUCCUGGUCCUCAGCAGCAGCGUCUGAAGCAGCGCAGCCUCCAGAAGCUGUCGUCCCGCCACAGGAAGACCAAAGAAGAGGCGCCUGGCGGCGGGGGGAAUGGCAAGCGCCACCACGGCACGCCCACCGGGGGGCGCAAGACGGGCAAGGCCGCGUUCCGCACGCCAGAGAGAGUCCGCAGACACAAAAAGGUGGGCCGGCGAGACUCUCAGAGCAGCAACGAGUUCCUCAGCACCUGCGACUCCAAGGAGAACAUCAGCGUGGACGUGACCAUCGCUGAAGGGAAGGACGACCAGCUCUUGGACCCCUUUGGAGCAAAACCCUUCAGUCCUCAGGACGCCAACUUGUCCUGGGAAUGCAAAGCAAUGGACGACUUCGGUGCCGUGCCUUUCUCAGACACGGCCGUCCCCGACGGACCUCAGAAGCAGGCGGCGCCGCACGGGGAGCUUGACCCCUUUGGCGCCGCCCCUUUUCCCUCCAAGCAGUGACUUCCUGUCAUUGUUCUUGUCCAGGAUCAAGGACUUCAAACUCUAGCUCUUUUUAUGCUGCAACUUGACAAGAUGUCAUUUUAAACAACAAUUUUAUUUAGCACCGCAAAGCCUUAUGGGAGCGCCUUGGCCUCGCUAACCACUUUUUAUUUGGACUUUUCAUGUUAAAUGUCAUCUUUCUUCUUCUUCCUCACAAGUUUGAGCUGUGAAAGUCACUCCACGUCUUUUUAAAACAAGUUCUGGUGGCGCCGCUAGCAAGGCGAGUUCUGUUGGCGUCGCUAGCAAGUUGUUGGCGCCGUUUGCACGUUCUGUUAGCGUUGAUAGCAAGUUCUCUAAGCGUCGCUAUUACGUUCAUUUAACAAUUUCUGUUAGCCUUGCUAGCGCGUUCUGUUAACAAGUUCUGUUAGCGUCACUAGUGAGUUCUGUUAACAUCGCUAGCAAGUUCUGUUUAUGUUGCUAACACAUUCUGUUAUCGUUGCUAGCACGUACUGUUCACGUCGCUUUCACGUUCUGUUAACAAUUUCUGUUAGCCUUGCUAUCGCGUUGUGUUAACAAGUUCUGUUAGCGUCACUAGCAAGUUCUGUUUACUUUGCUAACAAGUUCUGUUAGCGUUGCCAGCGAGUUGGCAGCAUUGCUAGCACCUUAUCCUCACAAGUGCUCUGAUGGUGAAGACUGUGUAUUUUUUAAAGGGUGACUUGAAAUACAUUAUUUGACAAUU